CUGGCAAGUCACAGCUUGAAAAGAGACAUACCAAGGACCAUCAGUACAUCCGUUGACCCCCGUGCUAUUACUACAGCUUGAUAAUCCUCCUGACUUUUGCGUGCCGCCCAUCGUUUCCUGAUGUCGAUGCAAUGUUACAGGAACAUCAGCCUCGCUGAUCGAGGGAUCUGUGUCAGAAAUCAUUAUAUCAGCGCCGUCCAACCUGGCACCAGGCAAAUGUCAAGUUGGAACUUCCCCUUCAACCCUCUAUUCCUCAUCGCUGUGGGCAUGAAAAUCAUCAAGCAUCGAGGUCCAAGGCGCCCAUACCAGGCACCGGUUGCUGAGAAGAAUGACGGUCCGUGCAGAAAAGCAUUGCUGAUCGGUAUCAAUUACAAGACGGGCAAGGGUUCUGGGAACGAGCAGUACGAGCUGCAAACACCCCAUCGCGAUGUUCGUGACAUGAAGGAUCUACUCAUCAAGAAUUAUGGCUAUGACGACGCGAACAUCACCAUACUAUUGGAUGACGGGAAAUCUGCCGAGAGUCAACCCACGCAGUCAAACAUUAUUCGUGAAAUCAAAAAGCUUGUCCAAGACGCGAAGUCUGGCGACCGUUUCUUCUUUCAGUACUCCGGUCAUGUCGGACAAGUAGAGAGUAAGACCAACAGCGAAGAGGACGGGAUGGAUGAAUGCUUGAUCCCUUGUGAUCAUGAUCAUAACAAUUCGAGAAAGAUCACAGACAAUGAGUUACGACGGCAUCUCGUGGAUGCUUUACCAAUCGGAAGUAGCCUGGUUGCCGUCUUUGAUUCGUGCCAUUCCGCUUCGCUCUUGGGUGCGUUUAUCAUACUAUUUAAGCGUGCUCAUAUGUUCCUACUAAUCGUUGCUACUGCAGAUCUCGACCAUUUCCGCUGUAACAGAGUUUACGUUCCUUGGAUAUCUAAAGGCCGCCGCAGGUCCGACUCCUUGUGGAACCGUAAUGUGCGACGUCAAGCCAUGGUCCUAAGCAGGUCGGUGUAUCAGACGAAACGUGUCAGUAAGAAGGUUGUCAAGUCCAAGAAAACCUCCAUCGGGAGAAUUGCGGACGCAAAUGAUGAUAGAUGGCUGGACGAUACAGAGUUAUCUCCUAUUCCCAGGUGUGAUUCCCCGAUUGCGUUAUGGCCCUGUGAAGGAUUUUGCCAGCCUUCCGACACGGAAUUUCCGUUUGUGAUAUCUUUGGGAGCUUGCAAGGAUGACCAGCUAUCCUGGGAAGACAGCGAAGGAGCCUCUAUGACUCAAGCUCUUAUCGAAAUCCUCAAAAAAGACCCUCACCCAUCGUUGAAAGAUCUAAUGACGAAUGUCAGCCACGAAGUACAUAAGGCUGCCUUAAACUUGCACAAGAACGUUAAGACGUACAAAAAGAGCAUGAAGGAGUGGCGCAAAAACAUGGAAAGGCUAGGCCAAAAAGCAACCGUGUCUGUCUCGGACUCUGUUCUGGAGAUGGACAACUUCCAAGAUCCACAGCUCUCUAGUCACAAACCCCUGGAUAUGAAUGCCCCCUGGCAGCCACACCGAUUAAAUUAAGUUAUGGACUAUGUAUCUUGCUCUCAUUUUAUUGUACCUUAAACCUUUUACGUAGUACGUUGUUAAACCAGUCCAUUGUAAAUACAGUAGGGGGAGUAGCAUGAGAGGGGGGGCACGUAGUGUGUUGGGUCGUUAAUAUUGGGUUGUAGCUGAAGUACAGUUCG
Guyanagaster necrorhizus is the source of this 1700-nucleotide messenger RNA. RefSeq lists its product as uncharacterized. Gene Ontology annotation, biological process: proteolysis. Gene Ontology annotation, cellular component: cytoplasm. Lineage: Eukaryota; Fungi; Basidiomycota; Agaricomycetes; Agaricales; Physalacriaceae. Bases 121 to 1536 code for a protein of 471 amino acids. The transcript has 17 exons. Gene Ontology annotation, molecular function: cysteine-type endopeptidase activity. The record is from RefSeq and is a predicted model, not a curated record.